CUAAAGAGCUAGCUGCCUGCAGCAUGAAGGCAACAGGCACCUUAGUGCUUCUCAGCCUGCUGCUUCUGUCUUUCUUCUCGGAUGUAGCAGCUCAAGACAUUGAAGAGAUUUGUAAAGAGUUUGUAAACAGGAGCGUGUACUGCACGAGGGAGUCCAACCCUCACUGUGGCACGGAUGGCGUAACGUAUGGGAACAAGUGCGCCUUCUGCAAGGCAGUUCUGAGGAGUGGAGGGAAAAUAAGGUUGAAGCACAUGGGGAAAUGCUGAGUCUUCACCAUCUCCGAGCACCGAACGCUGAUCCUCCUUCAGCGGCGGCCGCAGGCGCCAGUGCCU
This is a messenger RNA of Cygnus atratus (black swan), 332 nucleotides long. Its product is annotated as serine protease inhibitor Kazal-type 6-like. NCBI's taxonomy places the organism in Eukaryota, Metazoa, Chordata, Aves, Anseriformes, Anatidae. Gene Ontology annotation, molecular function: protein binding. The record is from RefSeq and is a predicted model, not a curated record. The transcript has 4 exons. The coding region runs from base 24 to 266 and encodes 80 amino acids.